Ostrea edulis (European flat oyster) is the source of this 738-nucleotide messenger RNA. RefSeq names its product transmembrane protein 17B-like. Bases 68 to 667 code for a protein of 199 amino acids. NCBI's taxonomy places the organism in Eukaryota, Metazoa, Mollusca, Bivalvia, Ostreida, Ostreidae. Gene Ontology annotation, cellular component: ciliary transition zone. The transcript is spliced from 4 exons. Gene Ontology annotation, biological process: non-motile cilium assembly. The record is from RefSeq and is a predicted model, not a curated record.
CCGACUUGGUCCAGAUUUUAUAUAUAAUGUUGUGUUUCCGGGACGUCUGGCGCUGAAUGUGAUUGCUAUGGAAGCUACUCUACGAAGAACGGUGAAUUCUGUAACUGAUGUUAUAUUUCCACCAUCAAAAUCUACGCAGGAUCCCCAGCAACACCAAAUACUUAAAGCUGGUAAUGAGUAUGUCACAAGUCUCCCUCUGCAGAUGGCACUGUAUUUUAAUGCCUUCUUCUCCCCCUUCUGGCUUGUGGCGACAGUUGUUGUGUUUGAAGUAAAGUAUUCUGCCUUAUCAACACUGUAUGCAAUCAUAUUAUUAGCCAUCUACAUUGUCUUUACCAUUAUUGAAAUCGUCAGACUGUAUUUAGGAUUUCUGGGAAAUCUAACAGAAAGGGUUCCCGAGUUAGCUGGUUCCUGGCUCUUAACUAUACUGAUACAGUUUCCUCUUAUAAUACUGCUACUCUUCAAUGAAGACGCUGUUUUACUUCCUUUGGAGAGAGCUGUACAUAUUGUGAUGGCCUUGUUUGUGUUUUUUGAAGUGGUGUAUGGAUAUUUUGCCAUCAGAUUCAUGGUUAAUUACCAAGUGACAAAGUUUCAUCUGAAACAGUUCUCCGACUUGGAAAAUUUGUCAGACAAUGAUUACUGGCAGGAUAAAUAUGAAUCAUACACGUAACAAUUUCUUUUUAAAAUAAAUGAAGUGUAUACAUGUACAUAGCAUAUCUGUAAUAAAUACAUAUUGACGUA